GACCUGAGUUGCAACAUCACAGUCUCCGGUAAGCAAGGGAAUACACCAGCGCAUCUGGCGGCAGAAUCUGGAAGCAUUUCUAUCUUGAAGCAUCUUGUCGAGAAGAAGGCAGACGUCCGCACGUGUGAGAACAUCGCCGGCUACACUCCCCUGAUGAUGGCCGCCAGCGCUGGAAAGGCUGACUCAGUUCGCUUCCUUCUAGAAAACGGCUGCACUCACGACAUAGUUGACGCCAAUGGCAGGACACUCGUUGAGCUCGCCAUCAGGUGGGGCAAUCCCUCGGUGAUGCAGGCGCUCCAAGACUUCGGCGCCAAA
Lindgomyces ingoldianus is the source of this 315-nucleotide messenger RNA. Its product is annotated as ankyrin repeat protein. NCBI's taxonomy places the organism in Eukaryota, Fungi, Ascomycota, Dothideomycetes, Pleosporales, Lindgomycetaceae. The record is from RefSeq and is a predicted model, not a curated record. The annotation marks the transcript as partial. Gene Ontology annotation, molecular function: protein binding. The transcript has a single exon.